This is a messenger RNA of Apodemus sylvaticus (European woodmouse), 1659 nucleotides long. RefSeq names its product chromosome 23 C6orf118 homolog (gene C23H6orf118). NCBI's taxonomy places the organism in Eukaryota, Metazoa, Chordata, Mammalia, Rodentia, Muridae. The record is from RefSeq and is a predicted model, not a curated record.
AUGGCUGAGGAUUUGGAACCUGAUUUUUACCUAAAGUGGAAGCACUGUGAGACACGGGGUGUUAAGACUCUAUGCAACCUGAGAAAACUCCUGUCCCGGCUCCAGCAGGAACACAGGAAGGACAUCUAUGUGUACACCUCAGGACACCUGAACCCCAGGAAGCUCUACAAGCCACCUGAGACCAUCUUCCAGCACUGGCACAAUGCAAACAGGUCAUGGGAGAAGUCUGCAACCCCUACCCCCUCCAUCUCCUCCGUCUCCAGAAACGAACGAGUGUCAGAGAUGAAGGACACCUGGGUUCACUUCACAGUGAACACAGCCCUGCAUCCCGAUGACACACACAACACGCCACUGUUCAGGUACCUACACCCACGCAUCCAGUCCUCCCCCGCUCUGAAGAAAGAUGAUGCCGUCGCGGUUCUGCAGAAGGAGGAGGAAGAGGAACUAAAGGAAAGACGCUCGUUUUUCCGGGAGACACACUUGAGGGAAGAGCUCAGAUUGCCCGAGAUGAAGGUGCUCAGAUACCCAGAGGUGGUAUCCAGCCGCCAGUGCUCCAGAUCUGCCCCGGGCAGAGAUGUGUAUCAGUACGUCAGCUCCUACCUAGCUGGUAUAACAAAAGCUGACAAAUACAAGAAGUUCCUGAGUUUCCAAAGAGACGUGCUGGCAAAGGAAGAUAUCCUGACGUAUGACUUCACGGGAAGCAAGGUGGCUGUGAUCCACGAGAACAGACUGAAGCAGGAGCUCCAGAAGAUAUGCACCUGCAACCCUCAGCAGUUCAACAGGCUGCAGGUCUUUGGGGAAAUCUUUGAGGAUAUUUGCAACAGCUCUUUGAUCUUCGGGGAUCUCCUGAAAGAGGUUAAGGAUGAAUAUGAACUCUACAUGGCAGCUCUCCUGGACUCCCAGCCCACAGCACAGUAUCAGCGGCUCUUGGCUGAAGUCAAGGGGUUGGAGAAGAGCCCCGUGCACAGCAGCGACAUCGACCAAGCCAAGGAGUAUCUGAAGAAUCUCCAGCAGGCUGCCCUGGCAGCCUUGGAGCACAAUGACAAACUCAGAAAUGACCUGGAGGCUGAGAGCUUAUUACUGCAGUCUGCUAAGGAAAAAUCAGGUGAAAGGAAAGUACAGGAUGAGAAGCAGCUCACUCUGAUUGAAAGGGUGGAGAAGAGGAGGUGUGAAAUCUUUGAAAAGUGGGAUGAGAUUAAAGCACUUGAGAAACACAUCAAAGAAACUCUGGUGCACUCGAGAGUGUCGGAUAUCACCGAGGCCGGCCUUAAAAGCCUAGAGAACGAAGCUGUGAAGUUGGAAACAACAAACAGAAUCUUAAGGAAGAAAAUAAAAGUUAUUGAAAGCCAUCUGAAGCAGCUCUUAAAAAAGAGUAAGAUCGACGAGGAGGAAAGGCAGGUUCUGUGGGAUCUCAUCAAGGAAUAUUCAGACGUCGAGGAUGUCGAAGACGACUCUGAAAUGCUUAAAAAACUAAGGUCAAUGGAGAUGUUUCUUCUUAUCAUCUUUCCCACCGAUGCAUCAGUGUGGAGCAUGCACCAUCCUCAGUAUGUCGACAGAUGUAUCUUCCAUGUAAUUAGUUUGACUUUAUAUGUGCAUAAGUCCUUAGGUCGCCUUUUAUUCAGUAACUUUCAACUGGACAAAACAGGUUUGAAUAUUUAA